This is a messenger RNA of Alternaria triticimaculans, 957 nucleotides long. RefSeq lists its product as uncharacterized. The coding region runs from base 1 to 957 and encodes 318 amino acids. NCBI's taxonomy places the organism in Eukaryota, Fungi, Ascomycota, Dothideomycetes, Pleosporales, Pleosporaceae. The transcript is spliced from 3 exons. The record is from RefSeq and is a predicted model, not a curated record.
AUGGCUGCCUCUGGACACUCCGGGCUGCUUGGCCUCCCGAGGGAGCUGCGCGACAUAAUCUACGAAUACGCACUCACCGAGCAAGCUGGGCUCGUUCUCACGGACCCCUCUCCCUCUCGCCUCCGUGCAGCACACAAUCCGCGAGGCCCCGAUCCGAAUCCACUCAAGUUCGUUUGUCGUCAGCUGUACGCCGAGACCAGGGGCCUCGGUUUGAAACACAACAAGAUAACUUUCCCUGGUCCAUUCAGCUACGAACUAUUCGACAAGUUCACUAAGAAAGUUUCCAGGUACGCCCUCACGGAAGAUAGAGGCCUCCUUCUCAUCGAAACCCACCCGAAGAGCUUCAGAGGCCAUCGACUCUACGAACACUGGGUAGAAUCUAACCGCGUCAAAUACGUCUGUCGCCAGCUUUACCACGAAACCAAGGGCCUAGGUCUGAGACUAAACGACCUGGCUUUUCAGUCUGACCGGCAGAUCGCAGACUUCUAUACAUUCAUUACUGCGUGCUCGGUGGGUCAGCAGCAAUGCAUUCGUCAAGUCACACUAUGCGACGAAUAUUCGAGUUCCUCGGGAUGGGUGAGCUCAUGGAACAAGGGAGUCGAGAUAUUGGCGCCAUAUGUCGCCUUUUGGCCCGGUAUCAAGUUUCACUUAUAUGUCGGCUCUCUCGGCGAAAUCGAAUCCGCCGAUAUGUGGCUUAUGAAGGCUGCCGGCCUCCUGUACGCCAGACACAUGCACGAGAACCAUGCUGUUCUCUCUCCGUUCAUGCGCCGGAUGGCCGUUCGUCUUGGCUCUGAUCGAGAGGAGCCAAUCCCGAGUCAUAUCCGCAUAUUCCCUGGUACAGGGCCUGGCGAUCUUGUUCAACCUGUUUUCAGUGAGGAAGACAUACAGAGACAUGGCGUGGCGCAGAUCGAGCUCUGCAUCAAGGAGAUUGAAAAGUGGCAGCGAGAGGGUGUCUAG